AUGCAAACUUACGUGGCAAACAGAACCUCUGCCAUGCUGGAAUAUUUGCCCCGCAGUUGCUGGAAUCACGUCAUCAGUAAUGACAACCCAACAGAUCUCGCAUCCCGCGGUCUCUCACCGCCCGAACUUGUUGGAAAUCCAUCGUGGUCCAUGGGAAUACCGUGGUUGAAGGCCGAUCAAUGCAAGUGGAAGCUGUGUCCUGCUCCAGACGUUCAAGACGAUGAUCUGUUGGAAUCCAGACCUGUAAGAUCGCACCAUCUGGUAGCGACAUCGAUACAUUCCAUCUAUGGAAUUGAAUUGCAGCUUUUGAAAAGUCGUUCCAGUUUUUCGUUGAUCAUCCGCACAUUGGCCUGGGUCAAUCGGUUCAUCUACAACCUCCGAUCGAUAGUAGCGGAUCGCCGAAGUGGGGAGUUGGUCCCAAUAGAACUGCGUCAUGCUAAAUCACAGUUAAUUCGAGCUGUUCAGUACACAGUAUAUGCACCAGAGUUGGAGUUACUGCGGAAGCGCAAAUCGUUGCGUUUCAAAAGCAUUAUGCACUUGGGUGGCCGUCUUCAGAGCUCUUCUCUUGCAAACGAUAUGAAGCAUCCGAUAAUAUUGCCACAUAAUCACGAAGCAACUGUGCUACUUGUGCGUGAAUUACACUUGCGUAAUUUUCACGUAGGACCGUCACUGCUAACAGCCACCAUUUAUCAGCAAUACUGGAAAGUAGGAUAUCAGACGGUAGUACGUAAGGUGGUACAGGGCUGUACAAGAUGUGUGCGUCUCAAAGGGAAAACAGCUAGCCAGUUGAUGGGCAGCCUACCACCAGCGAGGGUGUUAGCUACAAGAGCGUUCUCAUAUGUCGGCGUGGAUUACGCUGGCCCUGUUAAGCUGGAGGCAGCGUCUGUGCGAGGAGUGGAAAUCACCAAGGGAUACCUCGUGGUGUUUGUAUGCCUAUCAACCCGAGCAGUGCACGAUUUAUUUCUCGCCGUGGUUACCCUGUCGAAAUUCAGUCGGACAACGGAACCAACUUCGUUGGUGCCGACCGGAUCAACUGGGAUCUUUAACCCCCCGUCAGCACUGCACAUGCGCGGCAUCUGGGAGGCCGCCGUGCGAAGCGUCAAGAAGCAUCUGAUAGCUGAGCUUGGGGAGUCGGCAAUCACGUUUGAGUAUUUGUCAACCCUGUUGUGCCAAAUUCAGUCGUGUCUUAACUCGCGACCUUUGUGUCGCUUGUCCAGCGAUCCCGACAGUGCCGAAACCUUAACUACGGCUCAUUUUUUGAUAGGACAAUCCAUGAAUCUGAUUUCUGAGCUCGGUACGAACCGGCAAACCAUCUAG
This is a messenger RNA of Topomyia yanbarensis, 1317 nucleotides long. RefSeq lists its product as uncharacterized. The coding region runs from base 1 to 1317 and encodes 438 amino acids. NCBI's taxonomy places the organism in Eukaryota, Metazoa, Arthropoda, Insecta, Diptera, Culicidae. Gene Ontology annotation, molecular function: nucleic acid binding. The transcript has 3 exons. The record is from RefSeq and is a predicted model, not a curated record.